Messenger RNA from Cinara cedri, 1172 nucleotides. The record is from the annotation of a GenBank genome assembly. Lineage: Eukaryota; Metazoa; Arthropoda; Insecta; Hemiptera; Aphididae.
AAAAUUUCUUUUUAGUACCUACCAGUUCGCCAACUACGAGUUUCAGAUCCGCCACUCUUUAGGUAUUUUUUGGUUUAUUAUAAACCGCUGUAUACCGUUGGAGGGCCGCCGAACAACAAUUAAACAAGAGAAGGGGAAAUAAUCGGUGACACAAAUGCUCUCUGCUGUCGAUUUGAAAUCCCCUAGCGAUAAUGAGCGGACGGCGAAUAUUUAGGAACAUUACCGAUCCGACCAGUACUAACUACGGUUCAGUUUCAUUUAGUAACUGAAGUCAUGAAUUCAACAUUUUUUUUAUGUCGCGGUUGUGUUCGGCUGUACUAUGUUCGUUGUCGCUACACCUACCAUAUACUCCAAUUUCGAUUCACCAAUUGAUUUGAUAGAAAAUGUUUCCACUGACAUCUACAAUAUCCAUGAGUCGAAUUAUCCGCAGUGGUCGGACUCCACUACCACCGUAACAUACGAACCUGCCUGAAUAUUUUGAAUAUGACAGUGAACGAUUCAACUCCGUUCAUGAAUAAACCAACUGUUUUGAACGUAACGGAUAACAGAUGCGAGACCACCAUGGAUAUCAACACUGCUACCGAGUUCAAUUCGAACGAUCCAGAGCCUAAUUCCACGGUCAUCGUUGUCACGUCAAACUCGAAUCCCACAGGAAUGGAUUUCACUACAAAUAUCACUAAUUUAACAUUUAAUGAUACCACCUUCGUCACGUACAAAUCAGAGUCAAAUUCAACAGUAAGCGGUUCUACAAUCGCUUUGCAACAGUCGAACUCAACGACUGCAGACAAUGUGUUAACGCACGAGCCAAAGUUGAAUUGCAUGAUAAACUAUUCAACAAAUACCACGCAACAGUUGAAUUCGGUAAACAAUAGUUCUGUCAACUCUAUGAAUUUGUCAGCUAACGCCGAGUUUAAACCUGAUGUGAUAAAUUCGACAAGAACAAAUACCUCUAUCGUUGUCGACGAAUAUACUGGUUUAUAAUUGGGCCCGGAAGAAAUAAGUACUUCCGACACCGUGCUUGCAUCACCAAGCGUUCUAUUAUCCUAAUUCCUAGCAUUCCAAGGCCGACAAAAGAAUUUCGCGAUUAAAAAAUGUAUACAAGGGGCCAGAUAUUAUAUUACAAGUUUUUCCUCGGCUUCGCGUACCUAUCAUUUCAUCGUUUAUAAUCAUCU